CAAGUAUGGCCCUGGUAUGGCCUAUAUGCAAUGCAGCUGCAGCCCUGUAUGUUUUGUUUUGGAUUUUGCCACUGUCCGCUGUUCCAAGUUGCCGACGAUUCCAGUCCUUUAUUCAUUAAUUUUCUCUAUUUUCAUUGAAUAUUUUGGUUGCAUUAUAUAUAGUGCAUUGUCUUGCACUGGUAAUUUUUGUAUUAGAGCAACUUCUCGCUUUUCAAUUCGAACGUUAGAAAAUUUUCAAAGGUUUUCAAAAACGACGACUUGAUCCUCUUGUGCGGCCGCUGGCAGAAUGUCAUCAUUUCAAAAGAAGUACGGUCUGACUGUGCCCAAGAAAAAGUCCGAGCCUGCAGAACCGUCAGGAACCUUAAAACCUCGCCUCUCUUGUUUUGAUGAAGAAAGUGACGAUUCGGAGCCCGAGAGCAAAAAAGUUGGUCAGGCUAUUUUGAAAGCCAGUGAAAAAAGCACUCAGAAGAGAGCUACACAGCAGCAGCUGAAAAGGGCGCUCGAGGAGGAUCCAACAGUUUUUCAGUAUGACGAAGUUUACGAAAAUAUGGAGCAGGAAAAAGCAGAAACUGUUGCCAAAAAGAAGGACGUUUCUAAAAAGCCAAAAUACAUUGAAAAUCUUUUGAAAACUGCUGAAAAGAGGAAAAUGGAAAAUGAAAGGAGGGUGGAAAGGGAGGUUCAGCGGGAACGAGAAGAAGAAGGAGAGCAGUUCAAAGAUAAAGAAGAGUUCGUCACAUCAGCCUACAGAGCUAAGCUAGAGGAAUUUAAAAAGCAGGAGGAAAAGGAAAGACUUGAGGAUGCAAUUGAAGCUAUCACUGAUGUAACAAAGCAAAAGGACCUAAGUGGGUUUUACAGGAAAAUGUACAAAGAUACAUUUUCUGCAAAGGAGAUCAAGAAAGAGCCAGAAGAGGAGGAGGAAAGCAAACCCGAGGCAGAAGUAGACGAGCCUGUCAAGAAGGAGGAGCGCACAAAGGAGAAGCGCAAAUACCGAGCAAGGAAAGACUCAUCUAGUAGUGGAUCUUCCAAGUCGGAAAAUGAGGCGGAAGCUGAGAAGUCUGCUGCGCCAGGUUCUAAAUCAAGCAGUUCUGGUAGCAGCAGCUCCAGUAGUGGUAGCAGCAGCAGUGAAAGUGAUUCCGAGGUUGAUGCUAAGAAAAAAUCAGAAGGCAAAGUGAAACCUGUCAAAGAUGGGAAAGAGAAAGUUGAGGAAACUGUGGACAAAACAAAGAAAGAUGAGGACAAGAAACCUAUAGAACCAGUAAAGCCAAAAAUAAACAUUUGGGAAAAGAGGACUGUUGGGGCUGCAUUUGAUGCUGCUUACGUUCGAUACCUACAAAGGAAAUCUGCAAGAGAAGAUUAAUCUACAAUAUUUAAAAAUUGUUAUCUUCUUGGAUAAUAAUAAAUUUUGAAUCUUUCUCCAAUUACUUGA
Neocloeon triangulifer is the source of this 1426-nucleotide messenger RNA. RefSeq names its product nuclear speckle splicing regulatory protein 1. The transcript is spliced from 5 exons. Gene Ontology annotation, biological process: regulation of alternative mRNA splicing, via spliceosome. Lineage: Eukaryota; Metazoa; Arthropoda; Insecta; Ephemeroptera; Baetidae. The record is from RefSeq and is a predicted model, not a curated record. The coding region runs from base 287 to 1357 and encodes 356 amino acids.